Colossoma macropomum (tambaqui) is the source of this 2301-nucleotide messenger RNA. It is a transcript of the gene rnf150b, whose product is annotated as ring finger protein 150b. The transcript is spliced from 7 exons. Lineage: Eukaryota; Metazoa; Chordata; Actinopteri; Characiformes; Serrasalmidae. Bases 269 to 1507 code for a protein of 412 amino acids. The record is from RefSeq and is a predicted model, not a curated record.
CUCCGGUCAGGUGACCGUGUGUUGUUGUGGCGCUGCUCGGUCUCCGAGAGUCUGAGAGACACCGAGACCCCUUUAACCGGAGCCCCUCAGACACACCGACAAACUAACAGACAGACGCCGAGCAGAAGCCGCGCGACCAUGCUGGGCGAGAUCCGCGCGACCCCGCAGUAGCGAGGAGGAGAGGAGCGACCCCGAGCGCAGCGCGCGGCCCCGCAGCGCCGUUAUUAUGGCCUAAAGCCGCGGCGGCGCUGCGCUCGAGACCGCGGGGAUGGCGGCGGCGUGCGCGCGACUCCUCGCGCGGCUCCUGGCGCUGCUGCCCGCGCUGUGUCUCGCGCUGGCCGCGGCCGACCGCGAGGAGUGGUACACGGCGUUCGUCAACGUCACCUACGUGGACCCGGCGACGGGGCGGGUGCGCACGGAGCGCAGCGAGUACGGCCGCUACGGGGAGCAGUCGCCGAAGCGCGAGGCCCGCGGGGUGCUGGCAGCCGCCGCGUCGCCGCGCGAGCGGCACGUCUGCCGCCCGGGGACGCGCUUCGCCGUGCCGGAGCAUACGGGCACCUGGAUCGCGCUGGUGGCGCGCGGGAACUGCACGUUCACCGAGAAGAUUCGGCACGCGGCGGGGCAGAACGCGAGCGCCGUGGUGGUGAUGAACGCGGGGACGGCCAACGGGAACGAGACCAUCACCAUGCCGCACCCAGGAACGGGUGAUGUGGUAGCGAUCAUGAUCCCGGAGCCCAAAGGGCGGGAGCUGGUGUUGCUGUUGGAGAGAAACAUCACGGUGCAAAUGCACAUCACCAUAGGAACGAGGAACCUGCAGAAAUUCGUCAGUCGCACCUCCGUCGUCUUCGUCUCCAUCUCCUUCAUCAUCCUCAUGAUCAUCUCUCUAGCCUGGCUCGUCUUCUACUACAUACAGAGAUUCAGAUACGCCAACGCCAGAGACCGCAACCAGAGACGACUUGGUGAUGCGGCUAAAAAAGCCAUCAGUCAGCUCCAAGUUCGGACUAUAAGGAAAGGAGACCAGGAGACGGAGUCUGAUUUUGAUAACUGUGCGGUGUGUAUUGAAAGCUAUAAGCCCAACGACGUUGUGAGGAUUCUGCCCUGCAGGCAUCUCUUCCAUAAAGGCUGUGUGGACCCGUGGCUGGUGGACCAUCGGACCUGUCCCAUGUGCAAAAUGAACAUCCUCAAAGCGCUCGGCCUCACGUCGAGCGCUGAGUGCUUAGAUGAGCUUCCUCUGGACUAUGACCUGGCGGUGGGGGGCGUGGCCCUGAACGCCAUGGUGAUGAGCGAUGACGUCAUGGGCGGUGACGUCGCAGUGGGACGUGACCCAGGGAUCCGGAUGGUGGGUCUCCCUCAGGUCCUCCUGGACUCUGAGCCCAUGUCUGAGGACACCAUGACGACGGAGCAGAGCGAACUCCAGCCAAUAGCGAGCGGCAGUUCUGAAGCAUCACUCGCGAUGGGGGCGGGGCAUUUAGACAUGGACAUGCAUGUGGAGGAUGUGAAAUGCUGAUUGUGCCACGGACGCUCAAACCACACACCCACAGACUGAGUCGCCCACGGCAACAGCCCCAUGGGCGGGGUUUAACACGUGUGCUGUUCUGACAGAGCUUCCGGAGGAAUCUCUCAGCCAGUGACAUCACACUACGACAUCACUGCCUGCUGCACUCUGACCUCUCUUUCUCUCUCUCUUCUCGUCACUAAUGCCAGAUCUCUGAUGGAUCCUUUUGUAGCAGAAGGAUCCACUCCAGUCCGUUUACCUUUAGAUUAGAGUGCGUUCUCCCGAGUGUACACUACACUAGCACGAAAGGCAGUUCAUUCUCAGCAGACAAUCUGCUCCGUUCUGCUCGACAAUCAGACCGUUUUUUUUCCCCAUUCCUCCACAAAGUCUCCUUCCAUCGCGUCUUUUCUGGAACAAAUCCGAAAAACAAAACGAAAACAGUGUUUAUUUUUCUAUAGAGAUGCAUUUGAAGUGUAAACAAAGUGCAGUAUUUGAAGACGCUUUGGAAGUACUGAACUGCCGUCUUUGAUGAGGGGGAAACAAGUGAAGGUGUUUACACACUAAACCCGUGACUCGAGUAUUCAGCUCGCAUGAGAAGUGUUAGGGUUUAUUCCCGGAAAGUGCUCUUUCGCUCUUCGGACUCUGCGGACCACAGCAUUUCAUACGACUUUACAGCAUGAAGCAGCAGGCCUUAAACACCUGUGUUUGUAUUUAAGUGGAUUCCAUUUAAGUUUGUAACUCUUGUUCUUCCACAUCUUAAUUUUAUUGUAUAUUGUAAAUAGAAGUAUUUUGUCAACCUGAUCCUC